Molecule: messenger RNA, 665 nt
Organism: Prorocentrum cordatum
Lineage: Eukaryota; Dinophyceae; Prorocentrales; Prorocentraceae
Source: the annotation of a GenBank genome assembly
GGCGCCGCAACCGCGACCUCGCAGACUGGGCUCAGAUGAUGGUCGGGCGGCGGAUCGGACAGCAUCGCGGCUGUAACAGGAGCGAUGGCGACGCGGACAUCGCCGCCGCAGCCGUUCGGGAUAGAGGGCUUAGCGCCGAGGACGCCUGCGCCGCCAUCGUGGGCCUCGCAAGGUGCGCUGCGUGGCAAGCGCUGAAGGUGGCGGCUGUGCCUGCGACAGUGGCGACGGACCACCUCUUGCUCGCUUACGACUCUCAGCGCGACUGGACGGCGGUGGAGAAGGGAUGGGGCCUCAUCGACUGGAUCGGCAACCAAUGGGUGGAUUUCUUCGCGGGGCUGGGGCGAGACGACGCAGCCCUGUCCGAGAGUUUCGCCCGGAAUUGCAUGAUGAAGUUCGAGAGCCCGGUUGACGCGACAGAGAUGUCUGGGCAUCGGGCGCAGAGACACGCCGAGUGGAUGCAGAAUCCCGAAAUGAGUGAGACGACCGACGCGGCGAUAACGAAGGUGCCAGCUGCGAACAUCGACUCCCGCAACUUCUGGCGCGACCCUGCCCCAUGCGCGGCCAGUGGCUGGCGGCGCGGGAAGUGCAAUGCCAUGGCGCGAACAGGUCAUGCAGUGCGGAGCACGCGUGCUAAGGAGAGGUUCAAGUACUGUGAGCCGACCGAG